This is a messenger RNA of Ostreococcus lucimarinus CCE9901, 1041 nucleotides long. RefSeq lists its product with no specific name. Lineage: Eukaryota; Viridiplantae; Chlorophyta; Mamiellophyceae; Mamiellales; Bathycoccaceae. Gene Ontology annotation, molecular function: tRNA-specific adenosine-34 deaminase activity. Gene Ontology annotation, cellular component: nucleus; cytoplasm. The record is from RefSeq and is a predicted model, not a curated record. The transcript has a single exon. The coding region runs from base 1 to 1041 and encodes 346 amino acids.
AUGCCGGCGCGAACGUCGCUGGACGCGCGCGCGCCGCGCGGGAUCCCGGCGAAGGCGCCGCGGGACGCGGACGCGGCGUUGCCGACGCGAAGAUGCGUCGUGGCGACGGGAAUUCCCGCGCGCGCGACGUCGGCGGUGCUCGCGAGCGCGCGGGCGGCGGCGCCGCUUCCGGCGUCGUUGGCGCACGUGAAGCGCGCGCGGGCGAGCGCGCGGACGAAGGGGACGACGGAGGUGGUGGUGAAGUUGGCGAGCGAGGGCGCGAGCGCGAGCGCGCGGGGAGACGCGGAAAGCGACGCCGCGGUGCGCGCGGACGUGCUGGAACGUCACGCGGAUGUGAUCGCGAGCGUCGUGUACGCAGACGUGCCCGCGGAAGGGCCGGAGGAUAGGGAGACGUGGGAGAAGGCGUGCGCGAUUUGGCCGGUGAGUUUGACGGCGCCGGCGGAACGCGAGACGGAGACGCCGAGCGACGAGGAGGCGGCGUAUUUUAGAAAGUGGACGAAGCAGGCGUGCGAGGGGGCGAAAAUGAGUGGAAAUUGUGCGAUUAUAGUUGAUCCAGCGCGUGAUGUUGAGAUCGCCCGGGGCGUGGAUGAGUCGGCGACGCAUCCGUUGCGACACGCCGUCAUCGCCGCGGUCGAUCUCGCGGCGAAGCGGGACGUCGCGAUGUAUCCGGAAAAGGAGCACGUAGAGGCUUUGAUCGAGGCGAGACGGAUGGAAAAGCUCGAACGCGACGCGCUCGAGAUCGCGGGGGUUGGAGACGACGCAAAAAAACGGAAGCGCGAAGUACAAACGAAGGGCUCGGCGAUGACAGAAAUCAUGGGUCGCCCGUACCUGUGCACGGGAUACGACGUGUUUUUAGCGCGAGAGCCGUGCAUCAUGUGCGCGAUGGGGCUCGUGCAUUCGAGACUGAAACGCGUGGUAUUUGCCGUGUGCGAUAAUAUCAAUGGCGCGCUCAGCGGACCGAGUGGCAUUCGCCGUCUACACGGCGUACGGAGCUUGAAUCAUCAUUAUAGCGUGUUUUCGUUCGAUGCGGAAGAGAUUUAG